GACUGAUGGUGACGCUGGACUUCGAUGAGGGCUCGGCCUCGGUGGCCGGCCUGUGGGCCGAGACGGAGCUGCUGGACAUGCAGCUGCUGAGCGCGUCCGACCAGACCACCCGGAUCAAGGUGGCGCUGCCCUGCACUUACGCCAGGGAGACUAUGCAGAUACAGGGCAUGCAGGACACGACCGUCAAGCUCCAGGAUGGCCUCAACGCGGUCCUCCCUGCUGACAAGACCGACGUGCUGGUGCCGCCGGUAGUGCAGCCGAGGGUGCGGCCGCACGUCGCCUUCCCCUACCAGUGGGACCUCUGCGAGGACUGGACCGGCAUGACCGUCGCCUACACCCUGCUCGUCCUGGGAGCCCUGGUCAUGGUGGGCUACCAGGGCUACCAGUUCUGGCGCUUCCGCUCCACGCUCAGCUACGUGCGAUGAAUGGUCGUGGAGCACAGCCUGCGCUCCUACUUCGAGACCGGCGGCGAGCCCUACCAGCGAGGCACCAGUAGAGAGGCGUCUCUGUGAACGUCUCGGCGCAUCUCUCCAGCAGCCGAGCGCGACGCUCAAACACUUUUGUUUGUAGGGCUGGCUGGGGAACGGAGGGAGGGCUGUGAGUGGAAUGAAAAAAAAAGCUCACUCGUGGUUUUUGUUGCUCAAGCCUGAAAAAUUGUAGUACUUGACUGGCCAUGACUCAUUUAAUUGAUAAGGAGGCUGUACACCGAAAGGUGGUACGACUGGACUGAACCAGGGAUUCUAAAAGUUUUAGCCCCUUUACGAAGGCACAAAACGUGAGAAAGAAUUUUUAAAAGUACAAAUAAUGCUUGUCUUUGGUUUUUCAGUAUAACUUAGUCUAAAUAAAUACAUUCAAUAAAAAACUGGAAUGAGAUAAAUACAAUACUAUAACUAUCUUUGGCAUAAAAAGGUACAUUAUAAAUCUUACAUUAAAUAGAAGGAAAUACAAAACAAAACAAAAUUUUAAAAAUGACUGAAGAGAAGGAACACUUUUACUAAGGCUAACUGCCGACAUCAAUGUUUCCCCCAUACCCAAAUUUCGCAUAAUGUAGCAGUCUAAAGAUAAAUUGUGAACUGUUUAUAAAUCUAAUUAUAUUGACAAAACUAUAUUAAAGAAUGUUCACAUUGGUUUUACAUCAUUUGAAAAGUAAAUUAUAAAAAGUGAAAAAAUUGGU
This is a messenger RNA of Frankliniella occidentalis (western flower thrips), 1174 nucleotides long. RefSeq lists its product as uncharacterized. Lineage: Eukaryota; Metazoa; Arthropoda; Insecta; Thysanoptera; Thripidae. The record is from RefSeq and is a predicted model, not a curated record.